UGCUCUGAGCUGAGAGUUGUGAUGUGCUUGGACCAUUCUGUUGGAAAACAGGCUCUAAAGCUAACACAGCUUCUCUGAAGAACAGCAGCAAAGGGGCCUGCAGAGCUAGGGGCUGCAAACACCUUCAGGACUGCAGUUCUCCCUGUGAUGCACUAUGAGGGUGACCCAGCUACCCUACGAUGGGCUGUGGAGCAUUUUGCCCUAAAGUAUCUGAAUUACAGGAAGAAGGAAUAAAUGCCAUUAACUUACCUCUCAGUCCAAUUCCAUUCGAACUAGACCCUGAGGACACUAUGCUAGAGGAAAAUGAAGUCCGAACAAUGGUUGAUCCAAAUUCAAGAAAUGACCCAAAAUUACAAGAACUAAUGAAGGUAUUAAUUGACUGGAUUAAUGAUGUGUUGGUAGGAGAGAGGAUUAUUGUGAAAGACUUGGCUGAAGACCUGUAUGAUGGACAAGUACUGCAGAAAUUAUUUGAGAAACUUGAAAGCGAGAAGCUGAAUGUUGCUGAAGUUACUCAGUCUGAAAUUGCUCAGAAACAGAAGCUACAGACAGUGCUUGAAAAGAUCAAUGAAACCCUUAAACUCCCCCCAAGAAGCAUUAAAUGGAACGUUGACUCUGUUCAUGCUAAAAGUCUCGUAGCAAUACUUCACCUUCUGGUUGCAUUAUCACAGUAUUUCCGAGCACCCAUCAGACUCCCAGAUCAUGUGUCCAUUCAGGUGGUGGUCGUGCAGAAACGCGAAGGAAUCCUCCAGUCUCGACAAAUCCAAGAGGAAAUAACUGGUAACACUGAGGCAUUAUCAGGAAGGCAUGAAAGAGAUGCAUUUGACACUUUAUUUGACCAUGCUCCAGACAAACUCAAUGUAGUGAAAAAGACUCUCAUCACUUUUGUGAACAAGCAUCUGAAUAAAUUGAAUUUGGAGGUCACUGAACUGGAGACCCAGUUUGCAGAUGGUGUGUACUUAGUCCUGCUAAUGGGUCUUCUAGAAGGCUAUUUUGUUCCUCUGCACAGCUUUUUCUUGACUCCUGAUAGUUUUGAACAAAAGGUCCUCAAUGUAUCCUUUGCAUUUGAGCUAAUGCAGGAUGGUGGAUUGGAAAAACCAAAGCCAAGACCAGAAGAUAUUGUAAAUUGUGACUUGAAGUCUACACUGAGAGUACUGUACAAUUUGUUUACCAAAUACAGGAACGUGGAGUGAAGAAUUGAUUUGGGUCAUAAAGGAGUAUUAACAAAGAAGGCAUCAUAACUAGCAUAUUUUUCAUCGAUAUUCCUCUGCAUCUUUAUCCUAAAAGGAACUAAACCAUUUAUCUGAAGAAUUUUUCAUUGAUUUUUCUUGCACUACUAUUCUAAUAGUAGAUUUAAAACUAAGAUAACUUAUGAAGAAAAAAAGUUUGGAGGAAGGUAUUUGGGGCAAUUAAUGUCUUAAUAAUAACUGUCUUCACACUAUUUUGUAGUAGGUGGAGCAACAAUAUAAAAAAAAUUAGUAACUUUAAUUCAAAUCAGCCUUUGAAGCCAACCAUAGUAAGAUUCUGUACUGAGUGUCUAUUUUAAUAUUUUUUACAUACAUAUUUUCUAAUCUGGGGAGGGGAAGAGUAUUUUCUAUCCAUGAUGAUGAUUGCAUUGUAGUUACGAGAAAGGUACAUUGGGAUAAACAGUUAAAUACUCUUGUUCACACCACAGCUAAAAAGAAGAGACUUUCUGAAGCACUUAACGAUUAAUUUAUAUUUCCAGUGCUAUUAGGCUUGAAUUUUAAGGGUACAGAUUGUGAAGCGGCUGCUCAUUCCUUCAGACUUGUUAUAAUGUGUUAGUCUGCUUUAAAUAUGUGUUAUUGAGCAUUCUGCAUAUGCACACUGCAGCUUGCCACUUGGUUUUGGUCAGGAAGAGAUCUUUUUCACAAAGUACACAUUUCAGGCAAACGCACCUGUGUAAUACAGUUUCCCUAUCAUAUUUUUAUUAUUACAUGGUAAUAGAAAGUAGAAAAAUGGCUUGGUUUUCUUUUAGUAGUUUAAACACAAGAUUACCAGGUUGCAAGUUUAGAUUUAUUGCUAAAUAGGAGCUAGAAUUUGUCCCUUUGGUUGAUUUUAUGAUGAUGAAUGUAUUUUGCUGCAUUAUGUCCAACACACACACACAAAA
Messenger RNA from Athene cunicularia (burrowing owl), 2125 nucleotides. RefSeq names its product parvin alpha (gene PARVA). The record is from RefSeq and is a predicted model, not a curated record. Gene Ontology annotation, cellular component: actin cytoskeleton; cytoplasm; focal adhesion. The coding region runs from base 180 to 1190 and encodes 336 amino acids. Gene Ontology annotation, biological process: establishment or maintenance of cell polarity; cilium assembly; substrate adhesion-dependent cell spreading. NCBI's taxonomy places the organism in Eukaryota, Metazoa, Chordata, Aves, Strigiformes, Strigidae. The transcript has 13 exons. Gene Ontology annotation, molecular function: actin binding.